This is a messenger RNA of Penicillium cinerascens, 417 nucleotides long. Its product is annotated as Polyketide synthase enoylreductase. Lineage: Eukaryota; Fungi; Ascomycota; Eurotiomycetes; Eurotiales; Aspergillaceae. The record is from RefSeq and is a predicted model, not a curated record. The coding region runs from base 1 to 417 and encodes 138 amino acids. Gene Ontology annotation, biological process: D-sorbitol catabolic process. The transcript is spliced from 2 exons. Gene Ontology annotation, molecular function: L-iditol 2-dehydrogenase (NAD+) activity.
AUGCCCAUGGAAUUCGCGCCCUUUUCGGAGGCUCUGGAUACAUGGCACCGGAGACGGUACUGGAGUGCAGCCGGCUUGGAAAGCAGUGUGUGUACGGCUGCAUACACUGCCCGACGAGGAGGACCCGUGAUGGGUACUGGAGUGGGCAAGACGAUAAUGAAUAAUCAGCCCUUUAUGCACAUUUCUCUUGCCGAGCGAAGCGGCCAGUCCGGUAUUAACCUGCGUUUUAUUAACCGCUACCGUGAUACCUGGCCGCCGGCGAUCCAGUGCCUGAGCGGCGGUAUAUUAGACUUGAUGAAGCUGUUUUCGUAUGUCUUCCCGCUUGAAAAGGCCGAGGAUGCCCUGCACCUCUGCGCUGAUGCUCGGAACGGCAGCAUCAAGGUAUUGGUCGUGGACGAACAGGAGGAUUCAUUAUAG